Frieseomelitta varia is the source of this 5748-nucleotide messenger RNA. RefSeq names its product neither inactivation nor afterpotential protein C (gene ninaC). Gene Ontology annotation, biological process: protein phosphorylation. Gene Ontology annotation, molecular function: cytoskeletal motor activity; protein tyrosine kinase activity; protein binding. Gene Ontology annotation, cellular component: myosin complex. NCBI's taxonomy places the organism in Eukaryota, Metazoa, Arthropoda, Insecta, Hymenoptera, Apidae. The record is from RefSeq and is a predicted model, not a curated record. The transcript is spliced from 24 exons. Bases 151 to 4899 code for a protein of 1582 amino acids.
CGUGACUACCACCCUGCACGAGCGUCGUAGAGCUCGGGCUCUUGCUCCGGCACACGAGCAUUGCGAACAUUGCGAGGGUGGACGCCGCAGGGCCUGCACAACCUGCCAGACGUUUUAAUUAGAGAACAACGGGACGAGAAACGACCGAAAAUGAGCGAUUAUGGAUACGACAGCAGAGGGAGGGAACGACAGAGACGAGGAGGGAGCAGAGGCGACGAAGACGAUCACGAUGAACGAAGAAAUAUCAUGCAGCGUUUGGAUAGCAUACAAGAUCCCGGAAAGCGUUAUCUCCUCCGAGAGUGCAUAGGUUCUGGCGUGUGCGGCGAUGUGUACGAAGCGAUCGAUCAACAAGCCGGGAACAAAAGAGUCGCGGUGAAGGUGCAGAAGCUCACUCCGGAAUCGCAGUCCCUGAUCAUCGAGGAGUACAAGAUUCUUCGUGACUUCGGGUCACAUCCGAAUCUGCCAGACUUCUACGGGAUUUAUCGCAGAAGAUCCGGCAAGAAGACCGAGUACGAUCAAAUAUGGUUCGUCAUGGAGCUCUGCGAAGGUGGGACUGUGAUGGAUCUCGUGCACGGGCUUCUAGCUAAGGACAAGAAAAUGCGCGAGGAGCACAUCGGCUUUAUCCUGCGGGAAGUGAUCCAGGCAAUGGUCUAUCUCAACGAGCACAACGUGAUGCACCGUGACAUACGCGGCAAUAACAUAUUACUGACCAAAGAGGGCGACGUGAAGUUGGUCGAUUUCGGGCUGUCGAAGAUGUAUCAGGGUGAAAUGGGGAAGAGGUACACGUGCGUAGGAUCGCCGAGUUGGAUGGCACCAGAAGUGGCCAUGAGCAAGGAGAACAAUUCCGAAGGAUACGGUAGCAGAGCGGACGUCUGGGCGGUCGGUAUCACAGCGAUCGAGUUGGCUGACGGUAAACCGCCGUUUCAAGACAUGCACCCGACCAGAGCGUUGUUCCAGAUCGUUCGAAAUCCGCCACCGAAUUUGUACAGGCCGUCCAACUGGUCGCAAAAUUUCAACGAUUUCAUCGCCGAAUGUCUCGAGAAAAAUCCCGAGAACAGGCCGUUUAUGGCGGAAAUAGCCGAGCAUCCAUUCUUAGCGGAUUUACCGGAGGAAGAUUUUCUGCUGGCAAAAGAGAUCAAGAUAUUAAUGAUGGACGCCGGUGAGAAAGGCAAAUACGAGAGGAGGCCGGAAGUAAUAGUGCGAAAAGGUUUCUUGAAGACUCAUCAAACCGAUCCUUUGGAGCCUAUGUUCAUGGAGGAUUUAGCUGCGCUCGAAGUGCUCACGGAGGACGCGAUUUUGGACGAGCUGCACGAGAGACUGCGGCAAGGUUACUUCCACAGCUUCAUUGGCGACAUCCUUUUGAUUUUGAAUCCGAACGAGAAACAAGACAUUUACGGGUCCGAUUAUCACACGAAAUACCAAUUCAAGUCGCGUUCGGACAACGCGCCUCACAUAUACUCCGUAGCCGACAGCGCCUAUCAGGACGUGUUGCACCACGAAGAGGCCCAGUAUAUUUUACUAGCCGGCGAGAGCAAUUCGGGGAAAACGACCAACAUGAUGCAUCUCGUUCAGCAUCUCAUGUACCUUGGGAAAAGCCUUCAAGACAUCGGUGCGAGAUUAAUGCGAGCUAUCAAAGUGAUUCACGCUUUCAGCAACGCCGCCACGCCGCUCAACACCAAUUCGACCAGAUGCGUGCUGCAAAUAGAGACUACGUACGGAAGUUCCGGGAAAGCCUCCGGCGCCAUAUUUUGGCUGUAUCAGCUGGAGAAAUGGCGCGUUUCUACCCGCGACAGAAAUCAAUCGAAUUUUCACGUGAUGUACUACUUUUACGACGGUCUCGACGCCACGAGCAAACUGAAACAGUAUCACUUGCCACCGGGCAGAAGGAUGCGGUACCUGAGGAUAAGCGAGAAAGGAACGGAGAGGAAACGAUCGUUCAAAGUUCGUAACGAUCCGCGCGGCAACGUGGCCAAGUUCGAAGAACUCAAGGAGAAUCUACGAAUCUUGGAAAUGGAGGAGUAUUGCGAGACGAUCUGGAGAAUAUUGGCGGCGACCUUAGUUCUGGGAGAAAUUCGUUUCGUCGAGGGUAACGACGGAGAGGCUGACAUGGACAACAACGACGCGGCCAACAGAGUCGCUCAACUCCUCAACCUCGAUGAAAAGAAAUUUAAUUGGGCGUUGCUUAAUUAUUGCGUAGUCGUGAAAGGGAACGCUGUACGGAGAAAGCACAGCUGCGAAGAAGCGAAAGAAGCGAGAGACGUAUUAGCUAACACGAUCUAUCAGCGACUGGUCGACUGGAUAGUCAACACUAUCAAUUUCAAAUUUACGGUUACUCGUUCUCUAUUCGGUGACAAAUACGCGAUUAACAUAAUGGACCUGUUUGGAUUCGAGUGUUUCGCGGUAAAUCGACUCGAGCAGUUGGUGGUAAACACCAUGAACGAACAGAUGCAAUGUUAUUACAACCAGAGGGUAUUCGCCUGGGAAAUGCAAGAACAAGAAGAGGAGGACAUACCGAUACAGCGUUUGCAUUUUUACGACAACAAAGACGCGAUAGAUCAAUUGAUGAGCAAAGACAGAGGUUUAUUUAGUAUAAUCGACGAAGCAUCGAAAAAUAUGCUCGAUUAUCAAUAUAUCAUGACCAAAAUCCAACAACGAGCGGACAAUCUUUAUAUAAAACCGGUGAGUUCUCACGAAUUUACCAUCGCUCAUUACACAGGAAAAUUGCUUUACGACGCUAGCGAGAUUGCCGAGAAGAACCGGGAGUUCGUCCCACCGGAAAUGAUCGAAACGUUCAGGCAAUCGACCAUCGAAACCAUGAAAGAUAUGUUCACGAACAAACUGACGAAAUCUGGGAAUUUGACGGUUGUCGUUGACCAUCCGAAAAUCGCGGAGAAGAAGACGAGCAAAGGGAAAUGGGGCGCGCUCAUGCAGGAGACGUCGAAACCAAGGAGAUAUAACACCGCAUCCCGAGGGCAAUACUCCCAGACACGGAAAAUGAGAACCUGCGCGGCUACCUUUAAAUCUACCAGCCUUGAAAUCCUUAAGAACCUUUCGGUAGGUGGCGGAAGUAGUGGUAUCCACUUCGUCAGAUGUAUAAGAUCCGAUCUCGAGGGUGCGCCACGUGGUUUUUAUCGAGACGUCGUCAGACAGCAGAUCCGUGCGCUGGCUGUUCUCGACACUGCCAAAGCCAGGCAACGUGGUUAUCCACAUAGGGUAUCAUUUCCAGUAUUCCUUCAAAGGUACCAAUUCCUGGCAUUCGACUUCGACGAGAAUGUCGAGAUUACCAAAGACAACUGCCGAUUGCUACUGAUCCGGUUAAAAAUGGAAGGAUGGGUGAUCGGAAAGACCAAAGUGUUUCUAAAGUAUUACAACGAGGAGUACCUCUCGCGGCUGUACGAGACUCAGGUGAAAAAGAUAGUAAAAGUUCAGUGCAUGAUGAGGGCCUUUCUAGCACGCAAGAACAUAGCGUCGAAGGUCACGAAGAGCACGAAAAAAGAAGUUGUGAAGAAAGCGUCUAUAAAGAAGAAGGAGACGGUGGAUCUGUCGGAAGAUCAGGCAGCGGUGAUGAUUCAGAAAGCAUACAGGGGGCACACAGUGAGGAAGGAGAUGGGGCCUCUUCUCGGGAAGGAGAAAAUGAGUCAGGAAACGAUGGACAUGAUGAAAUUCUACAGCAGCAAGUGGAGGUCGAAGAGCGUGUUCCAAGUCCUCCUACGUUACCGUGCAGCCCGUUAUCAAGACCUCGUGCAAUUCUCGCAACAAGUGCAUCUGUUCAAUCAAGCAAUAGUAGCGUCUCUCGCGACGACGAAUAAACAAAUAUCUAUAGAUCGAGUAGAUACAAACGUUUCCAAAUCAACGUACUUAGGCCAUUUGAAACCGCCCCAAGUGCACAAGUUACCUUUCAACUUUUAUCAAGAGUUACCUUUUCCCGACAUGAAGAGACAAAUGAAAGGUGUUGGAUCCGCGUCGUCAUCAACGUCUGACGACGAGCACGAAGCCUGGGACGCGCCAUUACGGAGACAAACAAUGCCUUGGGCCAACAGGAACAGUCGUACCAGAGACGUCGAGGUUCAGACAACGAACUCGCCACAUCGAGUGGCGCAUUCGGGCACCGAGGGACAGAGUCUGAUCGACACUCCGUUUUCCAGAGACCCGAAUAUCUCGGUCCGAUGUCCACCCGAAGAGACGUCCCGAAGCAGAAUGGGUAACUCUGGAUUUCAACACCAUUCGACCAACCGUAGCCCUGUACCACCUGCUAACGUUCAUAAUCCUCGCUCAAAUUACGAUAGUACCGGAUCGAUACGCUCUAGGAAACACGCACCGCCUCCACCUGUUCCGUUCAAUCAGUCACAACCACCCCCGACGCGCAGUACCGACAGUUAUAGCUCGAAUAUUCGAAGUAAAAAUAUAGACGCUGGUAGCCACGAUUGGGAAUACGAUGAUAAAACUAACAGGAGUAGCGGCAAUGCUAAUCGUAUCAAUCCGAUUCAGGAACUGCAGAUGAUCGGUCGUAGAAACAACUACGACGGUAACGAAGACACCGACGAACCACCGUUUAACUUUCAGGCGAUGCUGAGAAAAACGAGUCAUCAUCGAGCGUCGAUGAAACGUACACCCGUUUACGAUAGUUAUUCUCAUUCUCCGUCACCACUGCCAAGUACAGGAUAUCGUGGGAAUCGCGAAAACGAAUCGAACGUUGUAUACAGAAGCGGAGGUAGUCGCAGAGACUCUCCCGAAUGGAGUCCCAACGAAAUGGUCAGAAUGUCCGAGAAAUAUGGGAAGGAGGGAGCUUGGGGAGAAGAUCGAAUGGGGACCAGAGGUCGAGGCAACGUAACCUCGGAAAGUGUCACCGAAGAGAUUGCACCGGGAAUCGUCGUCGAGGGUUACGUGGCCGAGUUGUAAAAUUCGAGCCAACAACGAAAACUCUUCAUGUAUCGAACCACGGUAAAAACUGGACCAGUUGGAAUUGCUAAUACCGUGAGAAAAAAAAAAGAGAAGCCUGCAAGAUACCUGUAGCUGUCCCGAUGGAAACAAAUGCACGAUUUAAAAAGAUCGAUACCCAAUUCACUACCGUUGCUGACUCGGGGAGAAAUUUUUUUAUCCACGAAUGUGUACAUACGUAUAUUUUUUUAAUACUUUCCUUUUCUUUCUCUUUUAAAUAGAAAAGAACUACUGUAACGAUUCGACGAUAAACUUCUUUUGUAACUUUCAUUCGCGCCUCGAGCGAUCCAUAAAGUUGACACUUUUGUCCAAUGUACAAUAAUUUUCAUCGAACGAUUCGUUUUUCCAUGAGCCUGUCUUCUCCAACAGUUAGCAAUGCUCCCUACCGAUAUACAAUACUUGACCGUUAUUUUUUUAUUAGCCUUGGAUAAAAUACACACUCACACAUACACACACUCUUGUUAAAAAAAAAACGUUAACAAGCUAUUCGCAUUAUUACAAAUGGAAUCGCGAUAAUAACAACAAGAAUUCAGUUUGAACAAAUGGUUACAACAAUACACGAGAGUGUCAUAAAAUUAACUUGAAAGUUUUUGUUUCAAGUUUUUGCCUUCAAAACCCUUCAUCGCACGCAACGAUGCUCAUUUAUGGAAAAAACCGAAUUAUUAUCGAGAAAGUGCACCUUGCACGAUCGGCUCUAUUGCAUAGCACGAAACUCCUGUCACUUUUACGAAGUAUAUAGUAUUUAUAAAUGUCAACUGACUGAUGCACGAUUGUUAAGAACAUUUUAAAAAAUAAAGAAUUAAAAAGUAA